This is a messenger RNA of Paramecium primaurelia, 1384 nucleotides long. NCBI's taxonomy places the organism in Eukaryota, Ciliophora, Oligohymenophorea, Peniculida, Parameciidae. The record is from the annotation of a GenBank genome assembly.
AUGAUUUAUGAAGGAAUUACAUCCAUCGUACACAGUGGUAUAAGAUGUUGCUAUUUAAGAAUUCUAUAUAAAAAGUGGAAAUGGACCAUCUAUUUAAAGGAACAUUUUUGAAAAUGUUGAUUAUGACAUAUAUGAGAAAUAAUUAAUUGAUGAAAUUAAAACUAAAAUGAAAGAAAAAGGUUUACAAAUAAAAUUAAAAAGAAGUAUAUUAUUGAAAAUGUUAAUGGCUGCCUAAUAUAAUAUUGAAAAAGCAAUUAUUGUAUGUCAUUUUUUAUACUAAAAGUACUUUAGAAUUGCUAGUCUCAUUUAAAUUUUCUAUAAGAAUACUCAAAGCAAGAUUAUGUUAAUGAAUUAAGAAAAGGGCAUCUAUAUGUUUGUGGAUUUGACAAUUAAUUUCGCCCUGUUAUUGUAAUUAGAUAAUAUUGUGAUAUAAAAAUAAUUGCUUACUUUUUAGAAACUGUUAAAAGAUAGUUAUUAAUUGAUUAUUAUGUUGAAAAUUGGACAGUGAUCCUAGAUUUAGAUACUGAUUUGCCAAUAAUAGAAUUAGAUGAUUUAUUAUAUUUGUAAUUGCAUUUUUAUGGGAACUUAAAUAAGAUUUUAAUAGUUAAUGGACCAGAUGAUAUAGAUGAUAUUGUCAAAUAGUUCAUUGGUAUUUAUAAUAUAGAUUAAAAUUAUAGAAAAAAUAAAAGAUUUAUAGGUUAAAAUAAAAAUUAUAUCAGAAUAUUAAUAAAUAUUAUAAUAUAUUCCAAAAGAAUAAUUAGAAAUCAAAUAUGGGGGUGAUUUUAAUAAUGUUGAAUUAUUUUGGUAAAAUGAUAAAUUUAUUAUAGGCCAAUUUUGAAAAGAGAGACUCAUACUGGAACAAAUAAAUUAUUAAAGAAGAACUCUCAUUUGUCAAUAAAUUCUAUGGGAAGUUCAAUCAACAAAAAACCAAGCUUUAUGAAGAUUACAGUAUUAGAGGAAAAUGGAAAUCCUUUAUUGAAUCAGUAAGUUGAAGUAUUUGAAGAUUAGAUAGAAUCAUAAUAAGGAGAACAAUAAUCAUAAUAGAAUAAUUUUUAAUAGUAAUAAUAAUAAUAAUAAUAAUAAUAAUAAUAAUAAUAAUAAGAAGAUUGUGAAGAGAAAUCUAAAUCAUAUCAAAGCUCGACAACAAAAAAAUAAGAUCAAUAAUUUAUAUAAAUUGAUGAUGAUGAAGAUGAUUUAAUUGAAAUGGAAAGUGAAAAUAUGGAAAAACGAAAUGGCAAAAAAUAAAUUACUAAAAAAUAUGGUGAAGCAACUAAAACUACUACUUAUUCCUAAAAAUAAACAAUUUUAGAAGGUGAAAAAGAAAUACCAUCUUCAUUUUCUUGUUGUUCUAGAUCUUGUUCAAUAUUUUGAAUUUAGACAAUAA